AUGAAACUUAUAAGAAAUGAUAAUAUACAUUUGAUUGCUGCUAAUGGUGAUCAUGAACUAAGUGUGUAUGUAGAAGACUUCAAUGGCCUCCACGCUUAUGCCAACUACUCACACUUUACAAUAGGUGACGAGAGUACGAAGUACCUGCUAGAUAUAACUGGAUUUGUUGGUGAUGCAGGUGAUGGAUUACAUAAUGGUAAUGGCAUGAAAUUUACCACGAAAGAUUCAGAUAACGAUAGGAACAGCGGUAAUUGUGCUGUUGAAAGGCAUGCUGGUUGGUGGUUUAAUAGUUGUGAUUAUGCUAAUUUGAAUGGGAGGUACAAUGACACAAAGGGUGCUGGUAAUUACUGGUAUCGAUGGAGACAAAAUACAAAGCCACUAAAAAAGUCUAUCAUGAUGAUUAAAAGAAAAUAA
Mytilus trossulus (common blue mussel) is the source of this 414-nucleotide messenger RNA. Its product is annotated as ficolin-2-like. The transcript has 3 exons. The coding region runs from base 1 to 414 and encodes 137 amino acids. NCBI's taxonomy places the organism in Eukaryota, Metazoa, Mollusca, Bivalvia, Mytilida, Mytilidae. The record is from RefSeq and is a predicted model, not a curated record.